GAAUGCUUUAUUUACAGCGAUCCAUGGACGACUCACGCGCAUCUCACGACGAGCACGUUUACAUUCAGCAAUUCCACGUCCCACCAGCCACUGAGCAAUACCCUCCGUCGGACAGGAUGGCGCAGACAAACUUGCCGCCGUCUGGCUUGACUUUCAAUGCUAACUAGUCCAAUGCCAACUCCUGCCACCUGGGCCGAUCAGCAGCUAGUCUACGGCAUCGCGCUCGACCUGCAGACCCCGUCCAUAGACUAUGCAAACCCUUCCACGUCUGACUGGAACGGCUCUUUGCCACAGAUAGCCGCAUCAUCUUCUACAACACCAGAGCUCGCUGCGCCGAAUCUCCCAGGCCGCGCUACGGCGGCAAUGCCCUCCUUUGACGCGUCAAUGUCACUAUCUCCUCCGCAAAUACUCAUGGGUAACAGCACAGCUUUUCCAAUUACGGCGCGAUUGCGCGACCGGAGCGCCAAACAGACUCCGAGCGAUCGUGAAAAAGCGCAGCGGUCGUCUUCCGUUGGCGACCGACAAAGUGUUUAUGGCUUACGCAGCAUUCAGAGCGCCGACAACAUGUCGACGCCGCGCCAAUCUCUUCCGCAACGUCCGAAGAGUAGUGGAGGUCCCGCGCGUCCUUCUUCGGCAAGCAAGCGAAACCACGAUCGCGAUGAUGAGCGCACGGGCAGUGUAUCUGACGAAGGUAGCGAAGAGGAUGAGAAACUCAAGAUCAGUCGGGAGCGCAAUCGCAUAGCAGCGGCCAAAACCCGUCGCAAGAAGAAGCGCUCCGCCAAAGAGAUUGAGGAUCGCGCUCGGGAGAUCGAGCAGACUAACACUCUUCUCCAUCACGAGGUCCGCGUCCUUCGAGAUGAAUUCUCGACCCUCCGAUAUUGCGCCCUGUCGCACGAUCCCACGGCAGGCUGUAAGUGCACACCUCUCCAUCGUUACAACGAGCACAAGGCCAAGGAAAUCGCGGAAGAAGUUGCGAAGGGCAUUUGA
Molecule: messenger RNA, 987 nt
Organism: Cercospora beticola
Lineage: Eukaryota; Fungi; Ascomycota; Dothideomycetes; Mycosphaerellales; Mycosphaerellaceae
Product: bZIP transcription factor
Biological process (GO): regulation of transcription by RNA polymerase II
Molecular function (GO): RNA polymerase II cis-regulatory region sequence-specific DNA binding; DNA-binding transcription factor activity, RNA polymerase II-specific
Source: RefSeq, a predicted model, not a curated record